Tetranychus urticae (two-spotted spider mite) is the source of this 2847-nucleotide messenger RNA. RefSeq lists its product as uncharacterized. The record is from RefSeq and is a predicted model, not a curated record. Lineage: Eukaryota; Metazoa; Arthropoda; Arachnida; Trombidiformes; Tetranychidae.
AUGUUGCAGGAUAACUCGAAGCAAAUUCAAAUCAAGGAAUACAUUAAGUCUGCAAAUGGAACUGUAAGAGGCAAAAUUGAAGUUAAAAUAGACAAUGACGAUCCGAUUUACAUAUUUUAUACAAAUGCAAAUAACAAAGAGCGAUUAUAUGUUUCCGGAGCUUUUUGUAACCAUUACAGUUAUAAUCAUGGUUGGAGUCGUUACUUAACUAAAAUAGGCAAUACCUUUGUCAAUUAUUUGAUUUUGCUUGGACCUUCAGUUAUAUUCAGAAUUAAUGGGCAUUCACCUAUCUGGAAUAGAGAUAAAGAUGAAGUUAUUAGGGGUGUUAAUUAUCAUAGCGCCUACACUGAUCUUGGUUGGACCCUCAAGGUGUGGUUUUACUUCAAAGGUGAUAGGCUUGAAGGAUUGAAAAGACCAAGUCGAGCUUAUUUUUCUGGUUAUGACGAAUACUCAGUGUGGGACAGAAAAGGUCAAUAUUGGUUUGACUUUUACACUAUUGCUCGAGUUGACCAAAAUUUUGAUACCAUUGUUACGCCUAAACCUGGAUUAGUUUGUGACCAGUACCUAAGUUACCCAUCAGCCAAAGCCAGAGCCCCUUUCCCAAAAUUAACCCAACAUACAAUUCACUUUAUUGCCAGAACCAAAAGUUUAAAUGCAGGACCAACGAAAAAAGAAGAAGUUUAUGCUGACGAAAAGUAUCAAAUCUUGAGAAUUAAAAGCUCAACUUACGGGAAAGACAAUAAAAUCCUCACAAAUGAUAUCCUUUAUGAUUAUGAAUUAGGACUUGAGUAUGGAUUUACACAAGAAGGAAAUUUUUCAGCUUCUCCAAUGAGUUUAUCAGCACCUGGCAUAGUUGAAGAUACACCAUUCACUUAUGGCAACUACAAACUCAAUUUGAAUCGAUUGCUCAACUUUGAUUUGAACUAUCGUUACUUGGGACCGGUAUUUUUCGAGGAUCGAGAUGAGAUUGGAGUACAUGCAUGGGAAAUACUCAAUAAAGAUAUGGAGGUUGGUGGAAAAGUUUAUCCAAAUGUCGUUACAACUCAGUAUUUCAGUGGAAUAACAGAUGGACGAACUGGUUACACACUUGUUGGUACAACAAAGAAAGCUUAUGACAGCAAUAAAAAAUUGCUUGCUUCUCUAACAACAACUUAUUUCGAUAUUGGUUUUAAAAUGAGCUCUUCAGAUAGCAUGGGAAAGUUUUCCGUUGAAGACUUCUAUGUCGAAACAAAAGCCAAGAAAACCAUAAAAUUCUUUUUCAAUUGCACAGAUGUUCCUUGCAACUACUUGAAACAAUAUUCUUAUCAAAUCCAAGAUGCAGUUAAAAAAGCACUCGUCAACACUGGAACAAUUUCAGCCUCAAGAAUCACAAAUAUUGAAACAAUAAUUGAUUCCAAUGAGAUAAUUAUUUAUGUUACGAUUUUGGACUUUCCAAGACUAAAAAAUGCAUUCAAGAUGCAAAACAUGAAAUUAUCUGAGAAAACAUUUACAACUUUAACUAGCAUUAGAGUAGAUGACGAUGAAGCUUGUUUGAGGACAAAUUCAUAUAAGCACGAACCAUUUACAGCCAUCGCAUUCUGUAAGGCUGAAAAUGGUGGGUUUUGUUACAGGAUAGAUGGUGCUAAAGUGAAACUUGUUGAAAAAGAGAAUAAUGGAAUUUCUUGUUCAGUUUACAUGACACCAUUGAAGAACAUUUAUCGCUAUAGUCGAGAAUUACCUUUAGAAAAUAUUCACGAGAGACUUGGUCACAUUAAAAUCUCAUUGACUUCACCCAAUGACAACGAGAUGUUCACAUUGACUCCAUACCAAGUGACAGAUGUAACCAAAGUCAAUGACGACGCUCCUUUAACGAAUUCAUUAUAUGAGAAGAUUAUUGAAAACACAAAACUAAUCGAAGACAAACUUAAUACAAUUCAAGUUGUUGGUACUAAUGACUUAGGUUCUUGCCGUCGAAAAUGUAUUUUGUCUGCUGAGAAUAAUUGCCAAUCAUUCUCGUUCUGCGAUUUUUCGGGCAGAGUUGAAUGUUUUUUAUCAACUGUCACAAAAAUUUCUUCUGAAAAAAUAACUCAUGAUAGAUCUUGUGAGACUUAUUUAAUUGAUAAUCUAACAAAAUAUAAGAAAAUUGCGUUCAAAAGAUUUAAUAAUAUUGAACAGUCAGUAGCAUCCGAGAGCUCUCUUGAAAAAUGUGCUUCAUUGUGUUCCAAUUCCGAGUCUUGUAAAUCAUUCCAAUUUUGUUCUGGUUCAUGUAGUUUAGCAGGUUAUUAUACUGAUGAAUCAAGCGUUCUUAGUGACAGUUGCAAUAUUUAUAUUCCAAAAGUAUUGGACAGAUUUGAAUUAACUGGAAAAUGGAUCGUAGCAGACUUGUUUCACACUGAACUGAACCUCAAUGCUGAUCAAUGUGCCGCUCUCUGUUUUCAAUGGAGUGAUAAUGGCACAAUGUGUAAAUCUUUUAAUUUUUGCCCAACACAUGGUAAAACAUCUAGCUUAUGUCAUUUAUCAAAAUAUUCAAUACAUGAUGCUAGUGUAAAACUGAUUCACUCUGACACUUGUCAAAAUUAUGAAAAGACUGAAUACAGUGUGAAUGAACAACUAAAUAAUAUCAAUAAAGUUACACAUUCUUGGACAAUUUUCGGAAUCCUCGUACUAUUCAUCACCACUGGACUGAUUUCAGGAGUUGCCGUUGCAGUAGGAUAUUUCAAAUUUGCUUCUUUCAAUAGAGAUGCAUUUCAAAUCUACAAUCGUAACACAUUCAGCUGGUCUAAGCAACUAAACGAUGAAAGACAAUCUGUGAAUGGUGACGGUUUAUUGCAAAUGUCCUCUGAGUAUGCUAUUCCUGUAAAUGAAUGA